GAAAUUGGUCGAUAACAUGCAACAGGUGAAGGAGAAUGAACCAAAGAAAUGCUAUUGGAAGCUCGAUCGAGGACUUUGAUGUUGGAGAGCAGCUGGGGAAGGGCGGCUUUGCGACGGUGUACCAUGCACGAUGCCGCAACACUGGCAGGGACGUGGCGGUCAAGAAGAUCAACAAAAGCCAGAUCACAGCGGGCGGGCUGAUCAAUCGGGUGCGGCAGGAGGUGACCAUCCACUCCCGCCUCAGCCACCCAUCCAUCCUCCAGCUGUACACCUUCUUUGAGGACCACCACCAUGUCUACCUCAUCCUUGAGCUCUGCGUCAAGGGUGAACUGCAGAAACACCUCAAGAACCUCGGACGUGUGCUGACUGAGAGUGAAGCCCGUGAGUACCUGCGGCAGAUCAUAGAUGGCAUGCUGUACCUCCACUCCAAGGCCAUCAUCCACCGUGACCUGACCCUCUCCAACAUCCUCCUCGACACUCAACAUCAUGUCAAGAUUGCUGACUUUGGGCUGGCCACUCAGCUUCUGCGCCCCGACGACCGCCACACCACCAUGUGUGGCACCCCGAACUACAUCAGCCCUGAAGUGGUGACCCGCAGUUCCCACGGGCUGGAGUCUGACGUGUGGAGCCUGGGGUGCAUGCUGUUCAUCAUGCUGGUGGGCCACCCGCCCUUUGACACCAAAGGCCUCAAGGAGUCCAUCUUCACUAAAGUGGUCAUGGGAGAUUACAAGGUUCCAAGCUAUGUCUCCGCUGAGGCUCGGUCCCUCAUAGCUGAUUGCCUUCAGAAGAACCCCAAAGAGAGGAUCAAGCUGGAGCUGGUGCCGAGCCAUCCCUUCAUGACAGGCGGUGGCAAGACAGAUGCAUCCCGGAUGUGUGACAGUGGAAUGUACACCAUGACAACUGUUGCCACCACGCACCACACCCGCGCCCCACUCACGGCCAUAUCAGAAACUGAGUGGUCUGAGGGCCCUGGCCAACCCUCGGGGCAUCACCCCCCAGGCAGCACCCACAGUGAGCUGCGCCCCAGACACCCUCCAUCACCGCCGGUCAGGAUGAAGUCAAGCCCAAGGGACCUCCUUCCCCCAAAUGCUGGCAUCAUUGACAGCCUCAAGAGGAAAUUCACACCCCUUCCUUCUUUGAGGCGUGGAGAAGACUUUGCCUUUCCUCCUCCUUCCAUCCCUCCUCCAGCCAGAAGGGAGCGGGAUGUGUACGAGGAGCGACACAGACAGCACCAGCACCAGCACACCUCUGAGCCAAAGCACUGCUCCUCCAGCUCUUGUGAGGAUAAGUCAGCUUCUCACCACUCAAGCAGCAGCACAUCCAGCACAGCCAGAGCCAAAACUAGUGACCACAGGGGACCCAGACAAAGCUGUGGCCGAUCUCCCAAGAAAUCAAGGUCCUUAGAGAGAGAUGCUCACAGCAGGGACACCUCAAACAUGCCUGGUGGUUAUUACAGUGAUGCAUCUCAAGCACAGUACCAGAGCAACCAUGGUCCCUCUGAAUCUUAUGGAAGACUCACUACCCAGCAGAGUCACACAUCUGAAUCCAGUCAUGACUCAGUGUAUUCACAGAAAUAUAAUGUAGAUGCAGCCAGUGGGUCAAGGGACUUACUGGGAGCUGCAGAUGGUUACCAGAGGGAAGACCCUCAACAUGCAUACAAUACUAGGUGUAGAGAAAGACCUGUGAGUGCAUCAAGGAGUCAUGACUAUUCACAGGACAGACUGAAAGACACAGGCAGGGAGAGGCAUGGCCACUCUCACAGAAGCAGGUCACUGGAAAGAUUCAAGGAAAGGCCAAGAGAUCCCACCAACAUCAGGGUGAGAGACCCCAAGCAUCCCAGUGCAAGGGACCGAUCUAAUGAAGCCUACAGAGACAGGACUCACCCCUGCUCACAAAGCUCCCAUCACAGGUCAUGUGAGUGUGAGGAGUGGCAUUCAUCAACCAUAUCCUGCAGCAAUAGACCAACACACACCAGGACAGACAACCGAGGCUGGAGGGGUGAUCAGGACUCUCACUCUGGCUACACUCGUGUCUCAAGCAGCUCUCAAGGCAAGGGAGCCAAGCCACCAAGUAAGGGUGAGGACAGUGCUCAGUCAGCCAGUGGGAUGUACAGCAACAUGCUGAGUGACAUCCCUUCUGUACCUCACAACACACCAGCCAGAAGUGAUGCCAGUGCCUUGGGCAGCACUCAGCAGCCCAGCAACCCCAAGCACCCAGUCACCCCCAAAAAGUCCUCCAGUGGGAGCCAGACUCUCAGAGAGCAGGCCUCCCCGCUGUCCUCCCGUCGGCUGAAGAAGGUGCGCUUCCGGAGCAACAAGUACUUCCUGAAUAUCUUGGAUAAUGGAGAAGUGUGUCUGGAGCACCUCAGCGUCCGCCACAACCAGGAGCUCGUGGAUGACAUCUGCAGGAUUUCCCCUGAUGGCUUGAGGAUCGUCAUUUAUCGCCCAAAUGGUGGUUCGGGGUCAGCGCCAGGCGAGUCCCCGCUGCCGCUGCCUGAGGAAGGGGCAGAUCUCAUAUACUCCUUUGAGAACCUUCCUGCCAAGUACUGGGCCAAGUACAAGGCAGCUGCAAGGUUUGUGAAGCUGCUGAGAUCAAGAACCACCAAGAUCACCUACUACAGUGAGCAGGCCAAGUUCUACCUCAUGGAGAACUCCCCUGACCCAGACUUUGUAGGACAGUUCUACCAUGGCACCAAGAUAACCCACAGCAGUAAUGGUGUGGUGGUGAGGGAAACAAGUGGAGUCUCUCACAGCAUAUCUCAUUCGGCAGCUUCAAAGGCACUGCCACUCCACCUCCAGCCACUCCUCUCACACUUCAAAGAGGUCCACAGUCACUGCCGGCAUCUGGAACAAGUGUUGGAUGACCUCGCCAACAAGACUGAGUUGAGUUGCUUCCCCGUCAUCAUGGGGUCCAGGCCGCCCUCAGCCACCAUCUCCCCUCCAGAGUCCACCAGAAGCAGAGGACACGCCAGCGAUGACAAGGAAAAUCGUUCCCCAACAUCACUGCAGUCUUUCCGGUCUCCACAAAACAUUAUGGCUCAGCUUGGGUCAUUUGAAGGGUCUUUGGCCAGUGUACAUGCCAGUGGUGUGCCUCCCUUGAUCAGGGCACCCCUUGCCCCCCACCUCCCCAGUAACAUCCCAGCACAGUCAGCAGAGCCACCGAAGACCUCGCCAGUUCGUGUGUACAUCCAGAACAUUGGCUGGGCAUCAAAGGGAAGCGACGGAGAGGUGUUGGUGGAGUACCUGGAUGGCAGUCGUGUGCAGGUGAGCAGCAACUCCCCGAGAGUGAUGUUCACAGAGGCCUCCGGUGCCUCCUCCACCUACUCGGUCAAGGACAACUUGCCAUUGGCCUUGAAGGAAAAGCUGGCACAGAUGCAGACAGUUUUGAGUUGCUUGGCUCAGUCCACAAACCCUAAGGUCUUGCAUAUGGACCACAGAUGAUGUUUGCACAGUGAAUGGCAGUCACGUCCUACAGAAGAUUGGGUUCUUCUUGGUGGUAAAGUGACCCUUACUUGUCAAGGACAACAUUUUAUGUGAUUGAGCAACACAACUGCCUCUGCAUGAACAUGACUGACAGGUAGGCUGGGUUGCAUAGCUGCUCUUCACUUACAUUCUAGUGAGCUUGAAGGACCCUUUGUGUCAGUAGUGAUAUCGCAAUUUUCUCAUGCUAAAAAAAAAUGUUAGGCUUCAAUCUAUCGUUAGAUUAAUCCCAGUAGUGGGGGAUGUAGUUGUUCACAGUUGUAGCUACUCCCUUGAGGGGGUCAGUCAUCUCUAUACAGCAGGAAAUUUAGCUGCACUGCUGCCCCCAUCACUACCAGGUCCCCUACAAGUUAGGGUCAUAGCUGCAGGAGUUCUAGUGAGACCAACCUAAGUGAGCUUGUUAGUCUUAAUACUAGAAUGUAGCAUGUAAGAGGCAGGUGAAUGAAAGAUUUUAUUUUUGUAGUAAUUUUAGGCACACGAAUACUAACGUAAUAACUGGGCUGAUCCCUGACACACACAUCAUGAGAAAAUGUGACUACCACUACAACUCUCGCUAUAAUGCUAACAACUUAAAGAGUACAGCAAUGGAUGUGAAGGAAGAGACUAUGUACAAAGGCUUACAUACAUAGUAUGCAGGUUCUUAAGAUAAAAGUUCACAAAUGGUAGAAGUAACUUAAAUAACUUGCUCAUAAUGUUAUAACCUCUGUAAAAUGUGCUCUUAUGGAAAAUGCAGAUAUAAUAUAUAUUCAAAAGAAACCCAACCCUUUCAACCCCUGCCUGUGACUUGCACCGGCCCCCUCUCACACCCACACUGAUCACUAGCCACAGCCCUCACUCCGACCCACACUCCUCGCAGUAGGAAAAGGCUGAUAGAAAUGUAGAAAUAUAUGUAAAGAUCUGGACACAAGAAUAUACAGAGACCUGGCUAGAUACUCCAAGCAAUACCAGAUACAGCACCAAUAUGAUGACUGUAGUGUUCCAUCGGUCAUGCAACACUGGGUGAGAAUAAGGUUAAGAUUAAUAGCAGCCCUUUUCUAGUGUACAGUGUUUGAUGUACAUGUGAGGCAGAUCUGAUGACUGAAAUGUGCACACACACACACACACACACACACACACACUAACAGGGAGCAUAUGCCAGGUGGUGCAUUGCUUCAUUCACCCGCAGCCUCCACUCCCGACAAUCCCCUGAAGCAAGCCUCCACGCAGCUACCCUUUCCAUUUCAGGCCCCACUCGGUAGGGUCGAUCAAAUUGCCCCAGCCAUGAGUUAUGUGGGUGUUCCCUUGGUCUCCUCCAGUCAGGGUUGUCUCAUACAGAAACAACCCUAUGAGCAGGAAGCAUGCCACAUGCCCAUAUUGCCAGAGUUGGCAUUCAAAGACUAAGCUGGUAACGGGCCUCAAUUCAGUUUCAUCAAGAAGUCGCUGGUUCAGCACAAGUCAUUCCAGCGAUAUCCCAUGACCCUGUGAAGGUACUUGGUACCAGAGGCAUCUACACGCCUCUCCAAGUCACUCUUCAGUGUCCAUGUCUCACAGCCAUGCAGUAAGACAGGGAUCACAAGUGACGUAAAGAUCUGAAUCAUUGUCUGGUCUCCAUAGAUAUCGACAAUGCCGUGUACUCAUGUUGAGCGAGUCCAUAAUAAAGUGGGCCAAGCCAAUCCAUCGAGUGACUUCCUGGUAAAACCCAUCUUUGUUUUGCACUAUGCUGCCAAGGUAUGUGAGGUUUUAGUGACCUCAGUGUGCUCACCAUAUGCAUGAACAGACUGAACUAUGUUCCAGCAAGCCUCCAAAUACCUGGACCUUGGUUUUGGCCCAGGAGGCCUUCAGUCCCACUGGCUUCACCUCCCCAUGCAUACUUUGAGAGCCAUCACCAGAACCUCCAGCCAUUCCAUAAGUACGGCAUCAUCAGCAAAAACGUCAGUGUCCUUGGUGAUGCCAACAGAUGGUUCACAACAACUUUGCUAUAUGCCCCCCCACACACACAUGCCAAAUAUCACAUGCAUACUACUCUCAUACAAUCUUAAUAUUACAUAUAUUCACCAAUUUUCUCUGAACUGCACACUACCCAACAAAAACAAAGUGCUAACAAAGUACAGACUCUCACUGUGCCUGGGCUGAGGGUGUGGGGCUGGGAAGGGCUGCUGGUCAGGCCACAGGACCACAGGACCACCUCUCAGUUUAGUCAUACUAUGACAGAAGGCAACAGUACUUUCAACAAGUAAAAAAGAAAAGAAAAGAUAGUAUUGUAAAGUACAUUAAAGCCAUUACUUAACACUGGGGUAUUUUCAAACGUAGGGUGUCACUUAGCAACUGAGAAACUGAGCAACACAUGAUUAAGAGAACAUUAGGUAAAAAAGUACAGUGUUCCAAUUUUGAGAUUGAGAGUUAGGUAAACAUGCAAGGUGCAGGUGAGUCUCCUGUUAAUGAAGUUCAGGAGGAUAAAAAUAAAUACAGAUUUGGUGCUCAGACAAACAGGCUACUGGUUAAUGAACUCAAAGAUAUGUACAUUGUGAAACUAUGUAGCAGGAAGGUGAUCUUGUACUCUAUCUCUAACUCAACUGUAGUCAACACAUGUCUGCAACAAAGUUUAACAGAAAGCAAAUAUGAAGGACAAAGUUUGGGUGAACAGUGACAAGUGGAGACUUUUACAGUUGAUGGAUGGACUAUGUGAUCGAAAAGUGACAAAACAAAAAAAUGGUAAUGAUUGUAAGCACUAUUAGGAUUAAUAUAAUUCUUAGAAUAAACAUACAUAAAACAAAUAAAUACAUACAAGUUCCACAUUACCACAUCCGUAACUGCAGAUGGAGUGCCAGAAUGGAAGGCAGAAAACAUGCCAAAAUUAUAACCAUUAUAAAACACACGUCACACUCUUCCGUCCCUUCUCUAGUGGCUCCCCGCUGGCAGUGCUCAGACAGCUUCCUCUCGCCCUGUCCUGACCCCAUGUCUCUCCAGACUCUCUGUGGUAAGCUCUGUAUUAACUGUGAAGCAUGCUAACGUACCAAGUUUUUUUCCACCCUGAUGAAACUUUUGAAAUAUAUUCAUUUGCAAGACCAUAUGCUGGUUUAUGUGCAAAGAUAUGUUGAGAACUAUCUCCUCUCAAACAAACAUAAUGAAGUUAUGGCUCAGAAUCAACACCUUCAAGCCAGGUGGCACACCUCCUCGCUCCCCAGGCCAGUGAUGAAUUGUCCCCAUACACCUUAGUGUUAAAUUUGGAAUGCUAAUGAGAGUAGUAGUAUUCAAUGAUAAGAUAUUAAUGAAGCCUCUACCGAUGAUUUUCAUUAUAUACAGGAUUCAACUUUAAGAGAGGAGGCUAAUCACUGGCUACCAGGAAAUACAACAGGGCAUCACCCUAGUUGUAACUUGCAGGGAGGGGCACCACACGCCUCAAAGGCUCUUGGUUCCUGGUCAUGUUAUGUACUAAUAUAGUCUAUUCAUUUGGGCAAGGCCACUCAUGUUAGCUUAGUCCCAGCGACUCCACUUCCCCCUUCUGGCUGGGUAGCUCCGAGCUGGAUGAUGUAACCUUCUUGUCAUGUUAAGUAGUCAACAUAAAAUGGUAAGUAGUAAUAAUAAAAUGUUUAGUCAACAUAAAAUGCACUUCUAACACAAACUGUUCAAGCACUGCCCAAGGUGAUUUAAUUUAAUUAUGCAUUUUAUGUUGACUACUUAACAUUUUAUUAUUACUACUUACCAUUUUAUGUUGACUACUUAACAUGACAAAUAUAGGUUACAUCACCCAGCUUGGAGCUACCCAGCCAGAAGGGGGAAGUGGAGUCGCUGGGACUAAGCUACCGUGAGUGGCCUUGCCCAAAUGAAUAGACUAUACUGAAGAAGAACAUUGGGUAAGUUGGGGCUCCCUAAAACUGAACAUUGGCUUAGUCACAGAGAUGGUCAUGUUAGAUGUUUACCAAACAGGUCAAUAAAGGUGAUCCUUAUUGCAUCCCUAAAGAGUGACUAACAAAGUAAAGUAACAGGAUUCUGAGAAAAAAAA
Eriocheir sinensis (Chinese mitten crab) is the source of this 7461-nucleotide messenger RNA. RefSeq names its product serine/threonine-protein kinase PLK4-like (gene SAK). Gene Ontology annotation, biological process: protein phosphorylation. Gene Ontology annotation, molecular function: protein kinase activity; ATP binding; protein binding. Lineage: Eukaryota; Metazoa; Arthropoda; Malacostraca; Decapoda; Varunidae. Bases 36 to 3440 code for a protein of 1134 amino acids. The transcript is spliced from 14 exons. The record is from RefSeq and is a predicted model, not a curated record.